Hymenoscyphus albidus is the source of this 277-nucleotide messenger RNA. The record is from the annotation of a GenBank genome assembly. Lineage: Eukaryota; Fungi; Ascomycota; Leotiomycetes; Helotiales; Helotiaceae.
AUGGCGGGGGUGAAAUCCCGUUCGGGGCAUUCUUCUGCAGCAAAUGGUUACAGUACUGCCGGGCUCCGCGGCUCCGAGGCAAACCCCGGUUCUAACGCCGAGGCCGAGACCGAGACCGAAAAUACUAGUUCAAUAAGACGAACAAAUAUUAGUCCGGGACUAUCUCAAAUGCUUCCCACAAGUAAGUGUCUUGAUUCUAUGGAUCUUAUUAGUAUCAGGUUCGACAUGUUCAGAUGCACACAGAUCAAAGACAAGAGAUCUCACAGUGUGUACGUAA